This is a messenger RNA of Zychaea mexicana, 427 nucleotides long. RefSeq names its product 40S ribosomal protein S29. Gene Ontology annotation, cellular component: ribosome; cytosolic small ribosomal subunit. NCBI's taxonomy places the organism in Eukaryota, Fungi, Mucoromycota, Mucoromycetes, Mucorales, Lichtheimiaceae. The record is from RefSeq and is a predicted model, not a curated record. Gene Ontology annotation, molecular function: zinc ion binding; structural constituent of ribosome. The transcript is spliced from 3 exons. Gene Ontology annotation, biological process: translation. Bases 92 to 262 code for a protein of 56 amino acids.
GGCGGGGGACGUUUUAAUGUUGUGAUGGGCGUGCACAUAUACGUUCCUUCUCUUUCUUCGUUCGUGUCGAGAUUUUUACGAGUACCUAAACAUGGCUCACGAUAACGUCUGGAACUCCCGUCCCCGCCAGUACGGCAAGGGCUCUCGUCAGUGCCGCGUCUGCGCUCACCGUGCUGCUUUGAUCCGCAAGUACAACCUUAACAUCUGCCGUCAGUGCUUCCGCGAGUACGCCAACGACAUUGGUUUCCACAAGUACCGCUAAAUUGUUUCUUGUGUUGGUCAACAACAAUCUCCAAGAAUCACCAGACGUAUCAACGGGAUCUUGUAAACUCUCCUUCUCUUUAAAAAUAAAAAAAGAAGCAAUAAACAAUCUGAGUGCUUUUUACUUGUGAGCAGCAACAGUCAUUCUGAUAACCGAAGAAGGAGG